This is a messenger RNA of Neopelma chrysocephalum (saffron-crested tyrant-manakin), 5156 nucleotides long. It is a transcript of the gene PGBD5, whose product is annotated as piggyBac transposable element derived 5. The transcript has 7 exons. The record is from RefSeq and is a predicted model, not a curated record. Gene Ontology annotation, cellular component: nucleus. The coding region runs from base 143 to 1816 and encodes 557 amino acids. Gene Ontology annotation, biological process: non-replicative DNA transposition. NCBI's taxonomy places the organism in Eukaryota, Metazoa, Chordata, Aves, Passeriformes, Pipridae. Gene Ontology annotation, molecular function: transposase activity.
CCCCGGCGGCGGGGCUUCCCCGACUCGCUGCCUGCCCGCCGCCGUGCCCGAGCCGCUCCUGCUGCUGGGCUGCUGCCUGCGGCCGCAGGACCCGACCGAGCCGGGCCGAGGGGAGCGCGGGCGGCUGCUGGCAGCGGCCGAGAUGAUGGCGGAGGGCGGCGGCGGGCCGGCGCGCAGGAAGGCGCUGUCGCUGCUGGAGGCGGCCCGAUCCCGCUACGAGAGCCUGCAGAUCUCCGACGACGUCUUCGGGGAGUCGGGCCAGGAUAGCAGCGGGAACCCCUUCUACAGCACCUCGGCCGACUCCCGCUCCGCCGCCUCUUCCCAGGACGAGGAGGACGACGAGGAGGACGAGGGGUGCCCGGGGGCGCCAAGCCCGCGGGGCAGGGCGGCCCGGCGCCGCUCUCACCGGGCGGCGGCCACCCCGGCGGAGCGGCGGCGUCAGCGGCAGGUCUGCGGCGGCAGCGCCGUCCCGGGCGGCCCCGGCCCCAUGGAGGAGGAGGAGGAAGCGGAGAAGGGGGGCUGGACCCGGUCGCUACGAGAUGUCCCACCCCCUCCCUUCAAGGAUGGCAGCGGUCCAACACGAAAAAUGCCCCUGACUGCCAGUGCCAUGGACUUCUUUCAGCUCUUUGUCCCUGACAAUGUACUAAAGAAUAUGGUGGUCCAAACCAACAUGUACGCCAAGAAGUACCAGGAGAGGUUUGGUAGUGACGAUGCCUGGAUUGACGUCACCUUGACAGAAAUGAAGGCCUUCUUAGGCUACAUGAUAUCAACCAGCAUCCACCACUGUGAGUCUGUUCUCAGUAUCUGGAGCAGUGGCUUCUACAGCAACAAGAGCAUUGCACUUAUCAUGACGCAAUCACGGUUUGAGAAGAUCCUGAAAUACUUCCACAUUGUGGCCUUCCGCUCGAGCCAGACAACGCAUGGCCUCUACAAAAUCCAGCCUUUUCUGGACUCUCUGCAGAAUGGCUUUGACUCUGCUUUUAGACCUUCACAAGCCCAGGUAUUACAUGAGCCCCUCAUUGAUGAGGAUCCUGUUUUCAUUGCUACCUGCACAGAGAGGGAGCUGCGCAAGAGGAAAAAGAGGAAAUUCAGUCUCUGGGUUCGGCAGUGCUCAUCCACUGGUUUCAUCUGCCAGAUUUAUGUCCAUCUCAAAGAAGGGAGUGGUGCCGAUGGGCUGGAUGCUUUAAAGAACAAACCGCAGCUUCACAGUAUGGUGGCUAAAAGCCUUUGUCAGAACGCCUCUGGGAAGAACUACAUCAUCUUCACAGGCCCAAGCAUUACCAGCCUGAAUCUCUUUGAAGAAUUUGAGAAGCAAGAGAUUUACUGCUGUGGGUUGCUGAGCACCAGGAAGAGUGACUGCACAGGCCUACCUCCAUCCAUGCUGAACAAUUCUGAAACUCCACAGUCCAGAGGGCAGUACAGAAUAAGAAUGAAGGGAAACAUGUCCUUGAUCUGCUGGUACAAUAAAGGGCACUUUCGUUUUCUGACCAAUGCCUAUUCACCGGUUCAACAAGGAGUUAUAAUUAAGAGAAAAAGUGGAGAAAUUCCAUGUCCAUUGGCAGUUGAAGCCUUUGCUGCUCACCUUAGCUAUAUCUGCAAAUAUGAUGACAAAUACAGCAAAUAUUUCAUUUCUCACAAACCAAACAAGACCUGGCAACAAGUAUUCUGGUUUGCCAUCAGCAUUGCCAUAAAUAAUGCCUACAUCCUCUACAAAAUGUCAGAGGCCUACCAUGUGACAAGGUACAGCCGUGCACAGUUUGGUGAGAGACUUGUAAAGGAGCUUCUGGGUUUGGAAGACACCUCACCCUCCCAUUGAUGCAUUGUUCCUGGUGGCGUAGGCAGGGGCUGAAGGGUAAGCAGAAGAUACCACACCUGGAGCAGCAAAGCAAGGAACUUGUGACACCACCAGUGCUGUCAUCCGAAAAUGCCAAGUGAUGCCACUAGAGAGGUGGAAACUUUGUUCUUAAUAGCAGCUGGAUGUAGACAUGUCGUGCAGAAAGUGCCACUGGAAAAGCUGACACAAAAUUGCAUAUGUGAAUGCCCUGUGGGAAUCUGUACACCCAAAAAAGACUUAAACUAGUUGUCAUCUCAAUACUAUUUGUUGAACAGGGUCAUCUUGUAAAGUUACUCGUGGGCCAAGACCUUGUCAUAAGCUGGCAUAGCUCAGCAGUCCUAGACAGGUAUUAUGGAAAACUCUAUAGCGUACUUGGAGUUACUAAAUUCUGGGACAAGCAAUGUAAGUCUGCACCAUGGGCUGUGGCUGGGAGUGCCUGCCAUCCUGUAGGGCAUCACUGCUGUCCUCCCAGUGUGAUAAAUGGAGCAGUUCAGAUACAUGAACACUGAAGCAAGCAUAUUGACAAACAAAACCUUCACAGGCAGGCAGCCAGGAACUGAGGACCAGUCAUGAUUUUUUCUUUCUGGGUUUUUUUUUCUUUUUCCUGGUUUUAUUAAUGUCACCUAAGGCAAUUUGAUCCCAGUUAGUACACAGAAAAAUUAGGAGAAACCAAAUACAUUAGUAAAUUUAAAAUGAAAAUACAUUAUAUUGAUUUUCUUUUUUAACCAGGACAAAACAUUUUAUACACAAACACACAGUGAUUAAUACUGUAAGUAUUAAGAAUGAGUAGACCAUUAAGUAAUACUGCCUCACAUCUUAACUGCCACGGUCAGUGUACAGGUGAGAAAUCAGAGUAUAACAUCUAUAUUUUUUCCUGAUUUCAACUGUAUCUUCAAUGUUGCUUAAAAAGCUAAUCUAAUGGACUGUUAAGGUUUCUUGCUUUUUCCUUUGUAACUGUCAAGACUUUUUUGGUCCAGUUUAGAACUCCAUUUGACACACAGUUGGCAAGAAAAAAAUAAGUCACUAAUAGCCGUGUGUUUCCCAUUAUCACUGUGGUGUGUUCUGUAGGAAUUCUUUUUGUUAGAAUUCAGGGCUUGUUACAGUAGUUGUAAUUGAGCAGAUUACAUGUUGAGCAAAAUAACAUAGCAUUGCGUUUUACAAAAAGAAGUCUAGUUGCAACCAGACCUUAAACCUCACUAAAACAGAGCAAGCCCAAAGAGUUCUUCUGUUCUUAGUAACACUGCAGAGGACAAGCAUCGUCGUGAGCUGGUGACCAAGGCUGAAAUGCCACAUUUUGGUGCUGGUGGAAUCUGAAGGCCGCUGGAGCUUCAGAAAACAAUACCGAGAGACAUAGGUAUGACUGAAAUGAGGGAGAAUUGAUACUGAAGUGAAAUGCUGCCCUGCCCUCUACACUUUAUUGAUUUCAGUCCACAACUCAAUCAGCAAAAAACUCUGUGUUCUAAAGGUUAGCAGUGACAAAUACAAACAGAAUUGCAUUAACUUAUGGGGCAGAAACCAUGUUGCUUAGAGGACCACCUGGUUUUAGGUCCCCAAGCCUGAGAAGUUUUACCGAAGAAUGACUUGAGUUGAUUCAAGAAGAAUGGAGGGAUCAACUGAUUUAUUGAUUUAUGAUUGUAAAUCUCACCAGGUUAUAUGUAUCUAUCUGGCAAGAGGCAAUAGAGGGUAACCAACAUGAAUUUGAAAACUCCUCAGAUUUCAUCAUUAUGCGAUGUGCAAAUGCACAGCAUGUAAAUAAUAACAGAGAAAGAAUCGAGUAGGGGUUAGUAAAUUAAUGACUAGCCUAUAGAGUAUCCUUGCACUGAUACCUUUCUGUUUCCACCAAAGUCUUAUUUUUUGGAGUAGACUUAGAGGCAGAUUUCACCUGGUUGCAGGGAGAGUAAGGGAAUGGCCAACUCCACAGUGAUUCUGCUUGUAAUACAGCCUGGAGCCUGUCCCACAUGUCCUGCUCUGCCUGCUGGCUGCACAAUGUACAAGAGCAAGAUUCCUAAGCAUCCCUUUUCGCUUCUCAGUCCAAAAGGUCUCCUCCCAGGAAACACGGGAGAAAGGACAAAACCUUGUGCACUGAGGCCUCCUAGCCUCAAAAGGAGGGAGAAGGUUUGUGCCACUCUAGUCCUCGGCAAUGCCAAGCUGCAUAGGAACCCAAGGAUGAGUUCAGAACUUCUUAGCCUCACAGAGAACUGAGACCACCCCUCUUCAGACUGUGUGUGAUAGCUGGUUAUUGUCAGUCUUGUAAGUAUUCAAACAGAGAGAGGAGCUAAGCUGAAGCAUGAAAAACAAAUGUUCAGCAAUGUAAGCUCACAGUUUCCUUUAUUCAGGAAAUUUCACAGAGGUACCAAAAGGCAAAUGGUGUUCUUAUUGCUCCCUGCUUCAGACAAUGCCAGCUGAUAUUGGAUCAGGAAGAGUAGCUAAUAGUUCAUUAUAUCCCAUAAAUUUAUAUGGUAGUCAAAAUUGGGGCAGUAAGGAGGUCUGGCUGGAACUUUGCUAAUGGGAUGGCUUGAAUGAACAGUAUCUGCUUCCUUGCAUUCCCCUGCCAUGCUGGAGCAUUUGCAGGGUACCUAAACCCCCAGCAGAGAUGGGACGGUUUGCAAGACCACCUCAGAGCCACUUGGCAUUUCUGAGGAGUAGGCAGAGCACUCUCCAGCUGUAUUGUGGGCCCCUGGGAUAAACCUGGAGCCCUUGGCCAAUUGUUAAAUUACUAUGUAUGCUUAAAGGCCUGGAUCUAGGCCACCCCAUACAGAAAAUGCCUUUUCUUUUUCAGGUGAAAGUAGGUCUGAGGCCUUGGAAUAUUUAAUUUUUCACUAAUGUAUGCUGUUAAUUAUGUGGAUUACUUGAGCUCAAAUCAUGAGGUCCUAGCUUUUUGCCUCAGGGACUGGGUCCUGAGUAGUUUUCCCUAGAAUUGGUGUUGACGGGGGAUUACACAGUGGCUGACUAUUACAGGGAAGAUGCUUUAGUCUCCUUUGUAAAGGAGAAAAAUGAAAACAAAAUUAUAGCUUUGCAAUGAAUUUCAUUUUCUUAGCCUUAACCAUCCCUCAUCAUUUUGAACUGGUGUUCUAAACAUGCACAAACAUUCCAUAAGUAAGCAAAAAUAUUUAUAUAUAUUUAUAUGUACAAAAUGCUUGAAUUUUGGCUCUUGAAGCCAACAAGCAAAAGUCACCAAAGCAUAGCCUAGAUCUACAGAUGACUCUUCCCCUUCAUCUUUUCUUUUUUUUGACUGGAAGUGGAUAGGGUUGGGGAAAGUUAGGAUUUCUGCUUGUUGAAAAAGCAUCUUGCACUUUCUCUGUUACUAUAAACAAGGCAAAGU